CCCGUCUCCCGUGUGUAACUUGACUCCGGGCCACCGCUGCUCGACCUGAGGCGGCCGGAGGGAGUGUCUGCUGGGUGUAAGAGCAGGCUGACGUCUCGCUGCUGUGAAUGACUUGGGAGGAAAAAAGCCCUGUGACAACAGCUCAGUGGGCGAGACGGUCGCGGAAGAACUGAGGAAAAAAUUUCUUUUGUAACUUCUUCCCGCUUCCUUCCUCUCCUCCUCCACCUGAAUGACUGCGUGAAGAACAAAAGUGACACAGUUAUGGAGAGCUCCGUUGAGGCCUCCCAGACUGGUGGCAUCACAAAACCCAAGCCAGCUCCGGCCACCAAACCUCGGCUCACUCCGAAGCCCUUUUCUCCACAGAAGAACACCACCAUUCGCUCCAUCCGGGCUCCAAAGACGGUCACUGUUACCUCCAAGACUACAGCACAGCAGAGUGGAAAGUCUGAUGCCCCGGUCGUCCCAAGACCAACUUUUCCCACCCCUGCUCAGAAACCCACAACCUCUGAUUCCAAACCCAGCUCUGUCAGUGCGCUCACCAAAGAUCAACCAAAAAUAACCAAGGAAAGCAAAGCAAGUCCACAUGGAGAAGAAAUUCUUGAUCCUAGUGCAGGAAAACCUGAGUCUAGUGUAGGAGAACCUGCGUCUGGUGUGGAAAAACUUGAGUCUAGUGCAGGAGAACCUGAGUCUAGCUCAGAAAAACCUGUUUUCAGUGUGGAAACAUCAGAUCCAGCCCAACAACCUGCUUCACCCAAAAAGACACCUGAGUCUGAGCUGAUCAAGACAGAAAAUGACAUCCCAACAAACCACAAAGCAUCCACAGGUAGUGUGCCUAACUCAGAACAGGAAGAUGGAAUAAAGAAAGAGGAUGAAACUCAGACAUCUGUUACCCGAAAGCCUGAAGAACUAGGGAGUGAUGUUUCCUCUACAGCUAAUCCAAUGCAUCGACGGGACAGCACUAGGAACCGCCUGUCUGCUGAGCUGACCUCGAAGUUUGAGUCAGGUGGUUUAUCUCUCCCCCCCCAGCCAAAUAUUACCAUCUCUAAAACGAACACCAAAGAUGAUGCAAACAAGGCAGAGCCUUCAGUUCCAGAGCAGAACCAGGCAACAUCGAACAGCACAAGUGAUGAAGGUGGACUGCCAGAGGAUUAUGGCGGAGGAGGCAGUAUAAAACGCAGAAUCAGUCGUCUGUUUGACUCGUCAUCGAGGCCAGAGGUCACAUCCAAGAAAGAGGAGCCUGAACUGAUAAACGGCACAGGAGGGGUGAAGGCGAGAAUCAAGAACUGGGCCGCGGAAAUUAACUCUGUGGGUCCAAAGACUGAGAAGAGGCCACAGGUUGUACCCGAACCUAAGAGCCCUAAGAGCUUCGAGCCAGCAACGCCUUCAACAGCAGCAGCAGCAGCAGAGAAAACGCCCAAAACGCCACCUGUUGAAUCUCCUGCAGCUGAGACAUCAUCCAGUCAGACAGGAGAUCUUCCUUCAAAGGUUGCCCCUGCUGAAAAACCCACAGAGGCCCCUGUGGAAACACCUAAAGAUGCUGUUGUUGAAGAUAAGUCAUCGGAAAGUCCAAAAGGGACAUCAGGAGAGCAAAUGCAGAACAAAUCAACAGAGGGUGACGUCCAGCUACGCAGCCACAGCCCAUCUAAGAGCCACACUGCCACGGAAGAAGGCGACGCAGCUGUAAGUGAAAGUGCUCCUCUAAAGAGGAACAACGUCAAGCGCCGAUCUGUUCGCUUUGGUGUCGUGGAGAGAGAUGACGGUGGUCCUCCAUUGAUCCUGGGCUCACCGUCUGAUUCCAGCGAAGAUGAGGAAAAAGAAGCUUCUGAGGCUGAAGCAGAGGAGGACAUCCCUGUUUCAGUGCCUGUCUUCAAAAGAAUAGAAGCUCUUCAGAAGAAGGACAUUGAGGCGCAACAGCAAGAAGCAGAACGACAGAAACACCUGGAGUUUGAAAGAAAAAGAAGAGCAGAGGAGAUUGAACAGGCGAGACUGAAGUUAGAAGAGGAGCGCAAACAGAUGGAAGAAGACGAAGAAAGGGAGAAAGCAAAGGCAAGGAAGAGGGAAGAAGAGAAAAGGGAAAGAGAGAGGCUUAAGGGAGAGGAAAUGGAGAGACAGAGGAAGGAGGAGUAUGAGAGAGAAAGGCUAAGGGAAGAGGAGAGGGAAAGGCAAAGGCUGAGAGAAGAGGAGAUGGAGAGGGAAAGACAGAUGGAACUGAUUUUGGAGAGACAAAGAGAAGAUGAAAGGGAGAGGGCAAAACAGAAGGAGGAGAGCCUGAAACACAAGCAGGAGGAGAGUGAGCGUGAGAGAUUGGAGGAGGAGAAGAGGACAGAGGAGAGGCUGAGGGAGGAAAGAGAAAGACAGAGGCCAAGAGAGGAGGACAAGAGAACGGUUGAUGAACACAAUGAGCACAUACUGGAGGGAAAACUGAGAGAGGAGGAAAUGAAUAAAGAGAAAGAAAGAGAGGAGGAGUGGGAAAAAGCAUGGAUUAACAAGACAGAGCGAUUGGGAGGAGAAGAAGAACAGAGGGAGAGAGAGAAAGAGUUGGAGUUGAGGUGGCAGAGAAAGAUAGAGGAGGAUAGGGAGAGGGCGAGACAGAAAGAGGAGAUUCUUAGACAGGAGAGAGAGAAAGAAAGAUUAAGACAGGAAGCGGAGGAGGUAGAGAGGCAAAGGAAGCUGAAAGAGCAGCAAGAAAAAGAAGAGGAGAUGGAGAGAAGGCGGCAAAUAGAACUUGAGAGAGAGAGAGAGGAGGAGAGGAAGAAGAGAUAG
Messenger RNA from Acanthopagrus latus (yellowfin seabream), 2763 nucleotides. Its product is annotated as trichohyalin-like. The transcript is spliced from 4 exons. The coding region runs from base 262 to 2763 and encodes 833 amino acids. The record is from RefSeq and is a predicted model, not a curated record. Lineage: Eukaryota; Metazoa; Chordata; Actinopteri; Spariformes; Sparidae.